AUGCAUUGGCCGCUGUUCCCCGUCGUUCUGUUAAUUGGGAUAUGGCAUGGCGGAGCAGAGGAGAGGGGGACGGAGAGAGAUGAGAUGUACAUUGGCUCGUCUGCCAGGUGGGACGACGACAGAAGAUCAGAGGAACUACUAAGACGUUUAGUGCCAUCACUGAUAGAGCGAAUGGAUCGCCAGGAGACUAGACUGCAACAGCUAGAGGAAGGUUUGAAGCUUAAAGAUGUUCAAAUAGAUCGGCUGGAGCGAGAACUUCAUGACCUGAAAACAGCGUCAACUCCAAACCGUGUACUAGUGAACAAACAGCAGAUCAAUGCAACCGACCGUAACGCUAUCCAAGAUUUACUUGGAGACAACCCUGGAAUUCCAAACAUAUCUCAACAGGUGCACGAUGGAAAUCCUGUAAAUGAAAUUUCGAAAAAAUCAGUUAGGGUUUCAUCAGUCGACGCCAGUUGGACGCAUGCGUUUAGCGUAUCGUUGAGUAAUACAUUAGUUUCAAGUCCUGGUUCGAUGAUAAUAUUUGAUGAAGUUCAUCUAGACGUAGGCAAUAAUUAUAACAAAGGAGACGGAGUGUACCAGGUUCCGGUCAGCGGGUUGUAUGUGUUCAACUGGAUUAUCGUAGGAAUAAAGACGGAAUGGUUAGUUACAGAACUCGUCAUCAACGGUUCAUCACGUGGUUCAUUGAUGACGUGUGCUGAAUAUGGACACGCGUACGACAGCUCCACGGGUGUGAUUGUCACACCAGUCAAUGCUGGGGACCAUGUUUUAAUUCGAUCGACGAGAGGUGGGACGGUGCGUAGCGUACCCGAUCUUGGCAAGUCGAUGUUUUCGGGUUGGCGUAUAUCCUAG
This is a messenger RNA of Ylistrum balloti, 852 nucleotides long. RefSeq names its product cerebellin-1-like. The record is from RefSeq and is a predicted model, not a curated record. NCBI's taxonomy places the organism in Eukaryota, Metazoa, Mollusca, Bivalvia, Pectinida, Pectinidae. Bases 1 to 852 code for a protein of 283 amino acids. Gene Ontology annotation, molecular function: protein binding. The transcript is spliced from 3 exons.